Messenger RNA from Suillus bovinus, 2047 nucleotides. RefSeq lists its product as uncharacterized. The coding region runs from base 74 to 1723 and encodes 549 amino acids. The transcript has 6 exons. The record is from RefSeq and is a predicted model, not a curated record. NCBI's taxonomy places the organism in Eukaryota, Fungi, Basidiomycota, Agaricomycetes, Boletales, Suillaceae.
CACGUUAUAACAGUCAGAUACAUGACGAGUCCUGGUUUGAGGCAUCUAGCACAGAUUUUGGAACUGACCGAUCAUGAAACAGACAUGUUGGAUCGAAUCUAGACUCAGUGAUCUGUCGAGUUUCCACUCCGUUUCCUCACAAAUUUCUGCGGGAAGUUCUAUUCCUUCGAUCAGCAUGGCUAUUGAUCCUCUCCAGUUUAUUUCCCUUAUUGCCUUCCUUUCCGCCCUUGAGGCUCGUGGAGUGUCUCUAGCCACUGGCCUGACCAACACGAUCAUCUAUUUCCCGUUUAACGGACUAUCGAACGGUUUUUCGUUUGGACCGUCAAAAACUCGCAUGUCCGCUUCCCAUAUGGGCUUCUUUGAUCAUACUGGUGAAGACUUUGUACAGGAUCCUUCCACCCGCGACUCCGGCUAUCCUCUGGGUUUUUCGGACACGACAUCUUCCACUGCAUCUUUUCCUCUGUUCUACCAGUUUCUUCUUAUCUUCUCAGGUCAACUGGCUUCUAUCUCGCGAGACAUCUUGUCACUGCGUCGUUCUGUUGCCUCGCUCGAGUCAUCGUUGUCUGCAGCUGAGGAUCAAAUCGCUUUGCUUACCAACGCGCAUGAAUCGAUUUUGGCACAGUUUAAAGACGAAGUAUCACAGAAUCCUACCAAGGCAUCGUUCUGUUGCGAGGAAUUGGGUCGACAAUUACACUACCCGUCCAGCACCAUGAACAUCCAGCAGGGUCGAGUGAGCACGCUGCGCCAGGCGUGCACAAUCCAUAUUAGUCCAGACCACCAACCACUUGUUGAGCACGCGCAGAGUUAUAAAGAGUUUGAGACCCCCCAGAAAUGUCUUCGCGCUCAAUUUACUACUCAGAUUCAGGAACAUAUUGAGUGCAAGAAACACUACGCUGCUUUGCGUCAAGACUUGCAAAAACUCUCGGACUUGGUUUCGAUCAACGAUACUAAGACCAAUAUAUCGUUGGAUCACCUUCGUAGUCAGAUCGUUGACCAGCUCAAAGACCAAAAUCGGACCGAGAAAGAAGUUGCACUCUUGCGCGAACAGAUGACAAGGAAAUUUGGGGCGUUUCAGUCCAGAGUAUCUUCUCUUACAUUAGACACCGUGAAGGUACAUCAUGGCGUUCAAUUAUCGGACCAGGCUGCCAAAGAAGCUCGUCGGGAAAAAGCGAUGGCGGCGCUAGGCCGUCGUAUUACGCAGCUUCAAGACACCGUCCCACAGAAUAACGGAAAUGAUGCGAUGGUUCCAAUUUCAGUCGGGCGCUUCCAGGACUCUGAUGUAUUCAAGGCUUCGUCACCCUGUGUCCAAUGGGUUGGGACUACUGCUCCCUCCGACAUCAAGGUACUGCGUUCACCACCCCCAUCUCGGAAAUACAUAUCAUGCAAGGAAAGUGUGAAUGGUAUCCAUUCUCCCUCCACCACUGUUGCUUUUCGUCAAGUUGAUGCUAAGGUUGGCGUCCUGAGGACACAGAAAGGACCCAUAAACACUGCCUCGUCCCAACACAAGGAUGUCAACUGGAUGCCGACCCCUUCGCCGUCGUCACCAGCACACGUUGUGGUUUCCACCAUACCAGUCUUACCUCGUCCAGGGCUCUCAGCAAUACGGCGUGAUCAUGUCCCUGCGUCACGAAUCUUCAAGCCUAGUGACUCAGAAUACCGCAAUAAGAGCCUCUACGCCUCUCCUCAGAAUGGCGGCGGCGCCCGCAUCCGGGGAUGGAUAUAAAAGCCGGUCUUCUGCCUAUCCUUCUUUGAAACUUGAGGAUAAAAUGGGUUUUUCUCCAUCACCCUGCGUUGCAAUGUAUACCGUCAAUGAUGUAUUGAUAGGUACUAAUUGCUACCUAUCAAGGACUCGUUUUUGUGCCCUGCUGGCAUCAUCAUCAAUGUUUUUGUAUACAGAACCUUGACGGAACCUCAGCCUGCCCCAGCAUGAUUUGAUAUCUGGCAGUUCUGCCAUCCACGUGGCAGAAUAAAGAGUUUUUUUCACCCAAGACAUUGAAUGUAAAUAUCUGCUGGCGAACGUAACAGGCGUGAGCAGCGAGGGUUGCCU